Sesamum indicum (sesame) is the source of this 929-nucleotide messenger RNA. The record is from RefSeq and is a predicted model, not a curated record. Lineage: Eukaryota; Viridiplantae; Streptophyta; Magnoliopsida; Lamiales; Pedaliaceae.
UGAUGGGGUAGAAGGAAUCAUAUCCCCAAAUAAAACAAAGCAUUUCACAAAAACAAUUGCAGCACUAAGAGAGUAGCAGCAGUCCACUGGCAAACAACCUUUGUCUCCCCCCACUCACAUGACCACCACAUGCACUCCAUUAUGUUUUUCAUCACUCUCCAAUAAUCACAACACCCUUAAUUUUGGGCACUUCACCCCAUAUUGAUCUCUUCCCUCUCCUCAAUCAGACCAAACAUCCAUCAAACACACUCACUCACUCUCCCUCAUUUCACAAUCAUUGCAAUGGCUUAUUUUUCCAACUUUCUUGCAGCAGCAGCCAUCAUUGUGAUCUUCUUGGCACUAUCACUCCCUUCUCAUCAGCUAAGUUUAGAAACUCCUGAUAUUGCAGCAGCGCCAGCUCUGCUUCCAAAUCCUCCACUCUCUCCAUACACACAACUCUCACCAGACAUUGCUCCUCUCUUGCCAUCUCCCGGUGGCACCGCCCGUUCUCCGGCCGAAUCAUCCAUGCCCACAAUUCCCUCAACUCGUAGCCCGAACCCCGACACCAUAACCUCCAUCGGCCCAGAUACUGCAGUUGCACCCUCCGGCUCGCUGCAAGAUUCUUCUGCAGUUUCUCAAGUUUUAGUUGAAGGGCUUAAACUUGAUGUCCUUUAUGGUUGUUUGGCUUACUUCUUGGUGGUGUUUGUCAUGAUAUGAAGCACUGUUGUUAUGAGUAUCUUCAUCGUUAUCAUGGAUCACCUUUUUCCACUUGCUUUUGAUACAAAAUUUUGAGUUGAUUGAUGUGUUAUUCUUGAAAGUGUAUAUGUAGUAUGAUGAUGUUUGUCAUAUUCUUACAUCUUGCUUGGGCUUCCAAGCAUAAGUUGUAAUGGUGGAACUCCUUAUAUAUAUGCAGUUAAAUUUGUAGGCAAUAAGAGCCUCUGCUGUGCUGU